Jatropha curcas is the source of this 1342-nucleotide messenger RNA. RefSeq names its product F-box/kelch-repeat protein At3g23880. NCBI's taxonomy places the organism in Eukaryota, Viridiplantae, Streptophyta, Magnoliopsida, Malpighiales, Euphorbiaceae. The record is from RefSeq and is a predicted model, not a curated record. Gene Ontology annotation, molecular function: protein binding.
AUGACAGAAUUGCCUGGAGAAUUGGUUGAAGAAAUACUCCUAAAGCUAUCAGUAAAAACUCUCUUGUGUUGCACUGGCGUGUGCAAAUAUUGGAAUUCCCUCAUCAGAAGCCCUUCGUUCAUCUACAGGCACCUUUCUUCAACCAAGGAUCCUCUUUCCCUCCUCACUGUUCGCGGCACGGGAAUGGAUCCCAGCAUAGAGUUUUAUUUGCAUUUUGAUGAUGAAGGUUUCAAUGAGUACAAGAAGCUCCAUGUUCCAUUCCAAGGAUCUACCAUUGGAUUCUUCCAGAUUGUUGGUUCUGUCAAUGGCUUAGUUUGCCUUCGCGUUAACUCUGUCACUGAUCAAUUUUUCAUAAAUAUAGACACUUUGAUCCUUUGGAAUCCAGCAAUUAAAAGAUCUUUUAACGUUCCAAAACCCAAUUACAGUGGGGAAACCAUUGUUGGGUUUGGAUAUGAUUCCCGCACAGACGACUACAAGUUAGUAAGGAUAGUCAAACAAAAUCGUUGUUACAGAGCCCAAGUUGAGCUUUUCUCUCUCAACAUGGGUUCUUGGAAGGCUCUCACUGACAUCAUCCCACCAUUGAAGAGUACAGAUUGGGAUUCACCGAUUUUUUCUAAUGGAGUUUUGCACUGGUUAACUUAUGAAAAAGAUGAACACUUUAAUUAUUACAAUAAGAUAUUGGGAUUUAACAUGAGUGAUGAAGAGUUUAAUGAGAUUACGUUGCCUGAAAAUUUGGCUUAUGCAAAUCCAUGGUGCCUCUCACUUUUUGCACACAAGGGAUCAUCAUCAAUUGCUGUGUCUCAAUUUGUGGUAGGAGAACAAGAUUCUACUUCAUCACAGAAUCAUUUAUGGGUGAUGAAGGAUUAUAAUGUGAUAGGGUCAUGGACCAUAUUAUCAACUUUGCCGGUUGAAAUUGGAUGCCCGUUGGGAUAUAAUGGUACUGCGCUCCUAAUCUGGAACUGGUGGUCGCAUCGGAUAAUUACAUUUGAGCUACAAAGCAGCAAAAGCAAGGAUAUUAUCGAUUUGCAGAGAUCAUCAUAUAAUAUUCAUCUGGAUCCCUAUGUGGAAAGUCUAGUGUUGCUCGACAAAGGAUAUCCUGUGGCUCUUCUGUAAAAGUCAAGUAGAAUAAAGUUUACAGUAAUUAGCUUUUGUGUCAGAAGUUGAAUGGAAGAAAGAAUUAGCAACAAGUUUCCAACCCAAAUAAGUGGGCAAGACUAAAUCAAAUGCUGGGAAUGAUCCAUUUAUUUGUAUAAUACAGGAUUUAAUGCUCUGAAUAGCUUAAACCAUCCAAAUAUUACCAGUUUCAGGGUCCCUAAAAUAUUUGCAGUUUUAGCUUUCCAUU